CACCGACUCUAACCUACAAACCAUGAACGAAAAAUCAAGCACGCUGGCUUCGUCGGAGAACCUGAUCGAAUACCGGGCCGGGCGAAUGGUGCUCCAGGGCAAGACGGUGCAACCGGACGAGCGCAAGGGCCUGCUAUUCUUACGCCGCUGGGCCGAUAACGAGAUACACUUCCACUGGAUGGACCGUCACUCGGGCGAGAUCGAACUGGACGUGAUUGCCAAUGCCGGGACGCUGGAGUUUCGCCGCGUGGAGGAGUGCAAGACCGGGCGGGUCUAUGUGCUCAAGCAUGUGGGCUUGGUGCGACGCUACUUCUUCUGGAUGCAGGAGCCGUUUCCGGAGCACGACGCCAUCUUUUGCAAGAAGGUGAACUCGUUGAUUUCCAGCGCCAAUCGUCGCCGGGUCGAGUCGGCUGCCGCCGAGGGGGACGUGGACACCGAAUCGGAGCCCCGCACCGAUGCCGAGGAGCUGGCAAGUGCCGGCAGUCGCGGUGGCGGCGGCUGCGAUAUUCCCGACGACGAUGUGCUCUUGGCGGAGAACCCGUUCGCCAAUGCCCCGGAGUCGGAGCUGAUUUGGCCGGAAUACUUUGGCCGUGAGUCGCCUGUGGACUUGACGCCAGUCGAUGUGACGCCCUUCCUGGAGGUCCAGCACCAGUACGGGGAGGAGACGCACCAGUAUGGGGAGGGGGAUGUGCCGAUGCCGCAGUUGGACUUGGCCCAGGCCCUGCGCUUGGAGUGGGAUUCGGCCAUCAAUGUGCUGCUGACCUCGGCUUCCUACCGCCAGAGACUGAUGGCCCAUCUGCCGGUCGACCCGGAAGACGAUCCCACCGAUCCGGAGUGGCCCAACGAGCAGUGCCGCAUCAUAGACGAGAACUUGCACUCGCCGCACUUCUACGAGGCGAUGGAAACCUUUCUCUUCGGCUUCCAGGCAGGAGUCAUGGGCUCGGUCGUGGAGAUGAUCAAUCCCAACAAUAGUGAGCUGCUGGAGGCCGCCCGGGCCGGUGAUCUCGAAACCUUCAUGCGUCUCCUGCAUCGCGAUGAGAUGUCCGAAUGAGGCAAAGUGUCUCAUAAAUAAGUCACAAGCCCACAACCCCAC
Molecule: messenger RNA, 1093 nt
Organism: Drosophila bipectinata
Lineage: Eukaryota; Metazoa; Arthropoda; Insecta; Diptera; Drosophilidae
Source: RefSeq, a predicted model, not a curated record